Enhydra lutris kenyoni (northern sea otter) is the source of this 3757-nucleotide messenger RNA. RefSeq names its product FOS like 2, AP-1 transcription factor subunit. Bases 652 to 1629 code for a protein of 325 amino acids. Gene Ontology annotation, biological process: regulation of transcription by RNA polymerase II. NCBI's taxonomy places the organism in Eukaryota, Metazoa, Chordata, Mammalia, Carnivora, Mustelidae. Gene Ontology annotation, cellular component: nucleus. The record is from RefSeq and is a predicted model, not a curated record. The transcript is spliced from 4 exons. Gene Ontology annotation, molecular function: DNA-binding transcription factor activity, RNA polymerase II-specific; RNA polymerase II cis-regulatory region sequence-specific DNA binding.
UUCUCAGCGCCGGCUCGGCUGGAACCGCGCGGGCCGGGCACGGGCUACCUUCUCCCCGCAAGUGUCCGAGCCGCUCCGAAACUCCGGCGGCGAGUCGGCCACAGGAAGUUUAUCCUCAGCUCCUUUUCUAAAAGGAGGAAAUAGAAGUUUCUCCCGGCGGGCAGCCUUUCUUUUCGCCUUUUUUUGGUUUGUUUGUUUUGUUUUUUUCUUUGCCCUGUCUGAAAUCGGGGGGCCCCCGGACCUGGCAGCCGUGAUCCGCCGGGCUCUUAUUCUUUUUUUUUUUAAUUUUCAGUUUUUGAUCGGGCCGUCUGUCCCGGCUGGGCUCCGGCUGCGCGCGGGAGCGGGAGGGCGCGCGCAGGGGAGGGACCGAGGGACGCGCGGACUUUUAGAGGGAGGGACUGGGGGGCCCGCCGGUCCCGCGGCGCUCGGAGAGCAGGAAAGCAGCGCAGCGCGAGGCGCUCGGGAGGCACGGUUCCUGGGCUGUCGCCGCCUCCCGUCCGCACCCGCCACCGUCGGGGAGCAGCCCGGGAGCGAAGACCAGAGCCCGAGGCGCGGCCGGCAGGGAGCGAGCCCGCAGCAGCCGGUGCGCGGCCGCGGCGAGGGCGGGGGAAGAAAAACACCCUGUUUCCUCUCCGGCCCCCACCGCGGAUCAUGUACCAGGAUUAUCCCGGGAACUUUGACACCUCGUCCCGGGGCAGCAGCGGCUCUCCUGCGCACGCCGAGUCCUACACCAGCGGCGGCGGCCAGCAGAAAUUCCGGGUAGAUAUGCCUGGCUCAGGCAGCGCCUUCAUCCCCACCAUCAACGCCAUCACGACCAGCCAGGACCUGCAGUGGAUGGUGCAGCCCACGGUGAUCACCUCCAUGUCCAACCCAUACCCUCGCUCGCACCCCUACAGCCCCCUGCCGGGCCUGGCCUCUGUCCCUGGGCACAUGGCACUCCCGAGACCCGGUGUGAUCAAGACCAUUGGCACCACUGUGGGCCGCAGGAGGAGAGAUGAGCAGCUGUCGCCUGAAGAGGAGGAGAAACGCCGAAUCCGGAGGGAGAGGAACAAGCUGGCCGCGGCCAAGUGCCGAAACCGCCGCAGGGAGCUGACUGAGAAGCUGCAGGCGGAGACAGAGGAGCUGGAGGAGGAGAAGUCAGGCCUGCAGAAAGAGAUAGCCGAGCUGCAGAAGGAGAAGGAAAAGCUGGAGUUCAUGCUGGUGGCCCACGGGCCUGUGUGCAAGAUCAGCCCCGAGGAGCGCCGAUCGCCUCCCGCCUCUGGGCUGCCGUCCCUGCGCAGUGGGGGCGGGGGAGUGGGCGCCGUGGUGGUGAAGCAGGAGCCCCUGGAAGAGGACAGCCCCUCCUCCUCAUCGGCCGGGCUAGACAAGGCCCAGCGCUCUGUCAUCAAGCCCAUCAGCAUUGCUGGGGGCUUCUACGGGGAGGAGCCCCUGCACACACCUAUCGUGGUGACCUCCACGCCAGCCAUCACUCCAGGCACAUCAAACCUCGUCUUCACCUACCCCACCGUCCUGGAGCAGGAGUCGCCUGCGUCACCCUCCGAGUCCUGCUCCAAGGCUCACCGCAGAAGCAGUAGCAGUGGGGACCAGUCAUCAGACUCCUUGAACUCCCCCACCCUGCUGGCUCUGUAACCCAGCUCCCGGGGGGUCCUCAUCACUGCCUUCUUCCCAGGGACCAGCACCUUCAAGUGCUCCAGGGCCGUGAGGGCAAGAGGGGGACCCUGCCAGAGAGCUGCCCGGCUCUGGGGAGACCUAGGUGGGAUUUUGCUGGAGGACUUCAGCGAUCUCUUAGAAGUCAUGGGACCUCCUCCCUUUUUCAUCUUGCAAAGCAAAUCCUGUUUCUUGAAAAGCCUUGGAAAACUCGGUUUGGUGGACUCAGGCAUCUCUCCGGCUUCUGAAGAGCCUGCGGCUGGUGUGGACCGUUCCUGUCCCUUUGUUACGCUACGUCUCUGGAGUGAUGGUGUCCUUCCCCGCCCCACCCAGCAUGCUCAGUGCCUUUUGGUUUCACCUUCCCUCUAUUCACCUCUUCCUCCCCCCAGUGUCAAUUUCACUUCCUCUUGGUUUUUAUCAAAUUUGCCAUGACAUUUCAUCUGGGUGGUCUGAAUAUUAAAGCUCUUCGUUUCUGGAGAUGGGCAGCAGGUGACUGACUCUUCUGCUGGGGCUGACUUUCCAGAAGGGGACAGUCAAUGUGCAAUACAGAACCUUCCCUCCCUUGACACUCCCCGGUCCACCGCCAUCUCCAGGACCACCAGCAGGGCUCCCUGAGCUCUCGAGGAGAUGCUGCCAUCACUGGGAGGCUCGGAGGACGCGUCCUCCCCAUCCUCGGACACAACUCUUUGGAGGAGCGGCUUGGCCAGAAGACAGGGUGUGAGUGAGACAGACGGAGCACAGGUUGGGUUUGCCAAAUGCCUAAUUACCAGGCCAGGAAUAGUGCCAACAAGCCACACAGGUGUCCUAGCCAGCUUCCCUUUACCUGGUGUCUUGAGCAGGACGUUUCCUAUAAUUACUGCCUUGCCAUCCUGCCCCUGGACCCUUCUCUCUAGACCAGGGAGGCGUCCCUCCCUAGGAACCACACAUCACUCCAAAGUCCCUACUGGCUCUGCCCUCCCCCAGUCUGGCUCUCAGGGUGACGCCACCCACGGAGAUUUAAUGAGCGUGGGCCUGGCCGCUCCCCAGAUUGCUGCCCAGUGGCCCCUCCCCAAGCCUCCAAGGCACUUUUGCUGUGGAUGGAAAGGCAGGGGAGGAAGGAGGGAGGCAGAGUGGUAUUCGCCUCUCGGUGAGCUGCCCGGCCUUGUCUACCUUCUAUGGUCACCUGCUGCCUGACGGAGUGCUUUCUCUUUUACAUACUCCUUCCCCCGGAGUGCUCCUCGGGUCCAGCCAGCCAGCUGUGAACCGCUGGCCCGGAGCUGUCGCUAAGGCUUGGGGCUUACCUGCCAUUCCUGGGGCGGUGGGGGGGGGCAGCUGCUGAAAUCAGAGAUAAGAUGUGUUGCUUCCCACCGCGGGAGAGGCGCCCCCCUCCUAUGGGGCUGGGAGUGGGGAGGGCGUCCUCCCGGCCUCCUGCUCCCUGCCUCCCAUACCUCUGAGCCUUUCUCUCCCUAGGGCUUAGCUCUCUGGCUGAUCUGGGAUGGGCCUCUGCUGGGCUAGUGCUCUGGGGGAGACCCUGCUGUUGUGAUUCCGCUCUAGAGAUCAUUGUAUGAUAAUUUAAAAUUAUAUAGAUAUUAUUUAAAUCAAACCCAGUGGGGGUUAAACUUUUAGACUCGGGAGGGAGAGAGAGCAUGUGAGAGAGCAAGCUGUUUCACGUUGGCUCACUUGCCCCCCUCACACACCCAGGCCUCGAGCGCUGGUCCUUACUGACUGCCCAUCCCCCCUCCGUGCCCGAGAAGGGAGCACACCGAAUGGAGCGGCCGGGCCCGGUGCUUAAAAUACCCAGCCCGCUCUGACUGCAAGUGACGUGUGAAAGGCUAGGCCACGCAGAGAGAGGAGAUUAAAAGAAAAUACUCUUAAAAUGUUAUUUCCCACAUUCCUUAGCUAUGAGGCUGCCCUCCCGGUUUCCCAGAGGUUCUGGGAGGGGCACUGCUUAGUAGACUGGGCAAUUGAGUUUCUGGCUUCAGAUUAAUCGAAGAAACAGAAGUCAGCCAGGAACAGCAGGAGGUGGGCAAGGAAAACUGGGGGUGCCCUCAGCUCUGAAAGGCUUAAUCAUCUCAAGCGGUAUUUGUGGCCAAUUGGGAGCUAUUUGCUGCUUUUGCAUAUAUAUAUAUAU